UUUAUUACCAGACAAAAAAAAAGUCCUGCAACUGGGACAGAGAUGUGAACACAGACUUCUAAGGGCAUCAUUAGAUGAUUUCCAGUUAGGGGCACAGUGUGACCAGAGCCCGACACAGCAGUGCCCACAGGCCACGUCACACACUGCAUCCUCUCUCCCACCCCUCCGCCAGCAUCCAUGGCGUGCUCCCAGUGGUGACAGGCGCUGAUUGAUUGCGCCGCUCUGGCCUGUACUGCGCAUGCCGCAGGUGCUCACCGCUCCUCCAUCUUCUGCCCCGCACUGCUGGGAGGAAUACCUACAGAGGGCACAGCAUCAGCCAGUCGUCACCGGCGAGCCCGCCUCCAUCAUGCACGUCUGAGGGGACCUUGACGUUCUGCACCGUAGAAAAUGGAUGUUGACUCGGCUGCUGCUCGCAUCUGAAGAGAUCCGGUGUGUGAGCCUCGGGGUCUGUUGCUGUGAAGUUAAUGUAUCGAGAUGAAGUUCAUACUGGGGAUUUUGGCUUUUCUCAUAUUUUCCUUAUGGUUGGAUGGAGUGCAUUCUAAAGAGAAGUCCUCAAAGAAAGGAAAGGGAAAAAAGAAGCAGCAUCUCUGCCCAUCUCAGCUAUCUGCAGAAGAUCUUGCAAGGGUUCCAGCAAACUCCACUAGCAACAUAUUAAACAGACUGUUGGUCAGCUAUGACCCAAGAAUAAGACCAAACUUCAAAGGUAUUCCAGUAGAUGUGGUAGUCAACAUAUUUAUUAACAGCUUUGGAUCUAUCCAAGAAACUACUAUGGACUACAGGGUCAAUAUCUUUCUAAGGCAGAGAUGGAAUGAUCCCCGACUAAAACUUCCCAGUGAUUUCAGAGGCUCAGAUGCUCUCACAGUAGACCCAACAAUGUUUAAGUGUCUGUGGAAGCCAGAUUUAUUUUUUGCAAAUGAAAAGAACGCCAAUUUUCAUGAUGUCACCCAAGAAAACAUCCUCUUGUUUAUUUUUCGUGAUGGAGAUGUCCUUCUUAGCAUGAGGUUGUCCAUUACUUUAUCCUGUCCCCUGGACUUAACAUUAUUUCCAAUGGAUACUCAGCGAUGCAAGAUGCAGCUGGAAAGUUUUGGAUAUACGACGGAUGAUUUGCGGUUUGUUUGGCAGUCAGGAGACCCUGUACAAAUGGAAAAGAUUGCUUUGCCUCAGUUCGAUAUUAAAACAGAAGAUAUUGAAUAUGGUAAUUGUACAAAGUUCUACAAAGGAACUGGUUACUACACCUGUGUAGAGGUCAUCUUCACCUUGAGGCGGCAGGUUGGAUUCUAUAUGAUGGGUGUUUAUGCACCCACCCUGCUUAUAGUUGUCCUUUCGUGGCUUUCUUUCUGGAUCAACCCUGAUGCUAGUGCUGCCCGAGUUCCAUUAGACCAUUCCAUACGUAAAACAUUCCCAUCUGUGUGUCUUCCAUAAGUUUUUUGCAUGUGGGACAUCAGUGUGCCAUGGACAUCCAUCACUUGAUCAUCACUCAUCAUUAAGGAGUGGCAGCUAAGUGUACGAUUUGUAUAUUCACUUACCUCUUCUAUGGAUGGAUUGUGUAUCUGUGGAAUGUCGUUGUUUUUUUUUCUAGCCUCAUCAUUUGACAAUAAAUAUGUAAAACUGUAACCAUUGUUUAAUAAGUAGUGUUGAGCGAACGUGUGUUUUAAGUUCGGUGUCUAAAGUUCGGGUUAUCGAAGAAUCCCGUUAUGGAUUCCGCUACCACGGACCAUAAUGGAAUUUAGAAUCCAUAACUGGAUUGUUCGAUAACCCGAAGCCGAAAUUUAGACGCCGAACUUAAAAAACAAGUUCGCUCAACACUAUUAAUAAGUUUGAGCGUUCAGCCACAGGCAACAGGAGAGUAAAAUUUGUGACAUGGGCUAUUAGGGUUCCAUAGCAUCCCCAGCCAUAUCAUUUGUAUAUAUUAUGUAAUAAUGCAAUCAUAAUUUUCCCAUAGAUAAAAUAUUUGGGCUAGUAUUUUACUUAUAUAAGUUGUAUCAUCUCAAGCAGUGGUGGCAUAUCGCUAGGAUAUGCCACCAAUGUCUGUUAGGCCCACCUCUGGGACCCAAAGCUAUCUUUAAAUCGGAGCCUACAAAGUGAAGGAAAGUGGACGGACUGCCCGUGUGCAGACGCUCUCCAUUCAUUUCUGUGCGAGAGUCGAAAAUAGCUAAGCAGAGCAAUCAGCUAUUUUCAGAAGUCCCAUAGAAUUGAAUGGUUAAGCACACCGCCCAAGAGCGGCCACUGCUCCAUUGACUUCUAUGGGGCUGAUGUAAAUAGCCGAAUCGGCGCUUAUCUAUUUUCGUCAGUCCCAAAGAGAUGAAUGGAGGGCGGUCACACAUGCGGGCUCCAUUCUAAAGAUAGUUGCGGGUCCUAGCAAUAUGACACAACCUCUUUUAAUAAAAUGUAUUUAUAUGCCUUUUUUACAGUCCCAAAUUACAAGUCUAUGACGGUCUGUAUCGUGCACUGUGUCCAAUCUUCGUGUGGUAGCUUAAAUGGUCUUUCAUCAGGCGCUGUCCUUCACACUGAUUAGCUUAGGUUCUAAGUGUCAUUGAAUCUGUACGACAUGUAUCCACUUAGUUGUAUGAAAAUAACCUUUGAAAUGAACAUUUUAUUUUUUUAAAGAAGUAUUCUUUCUCAGGCUUAACCUUUAUAUUGGUGGAGUCGUACUGUCUUGUUCAUGUUUUGUAUCAUGAUCUAUAGGGCUGCUAUGACUAUAUAAAUGCUGCACAUGUCCUUUUUUUAAAAAAAACUUAUCAUUAAUAUUAUUUCUCUUUAUUUUUUUGUGAGGUUUUUUUUUUUUUUCCAUAAAUGCUUGAUUGUCAAUAAAUCUGGCGACCAGGCAUACCAAGAAAGUGUUGCAGUCUGGCAGAGACAUUCCUGGAAAAACUUUUCUGUGUGGUUAAGCAUUAUUAUGCUGAAAAAUGACAGUUGCAAGCCCUGCCAUUAGAGGGAACACUGCUGCUAGGUAGCUGCAGGAUGUCCCGCACAUAUAGCUGAGGCUACUUUCACACUAGCGUUCG
Molecule: messenger RNA, 3005 nt
Organism: Bufo gargarizans (Asiatic toad)
Lineage: Eukaryota; Metazoa; Chordata; Amphibia; Anura; Bufonidae
Gene: GLRB
Product: glycine receptor beta
Exons: 9
Coding region: 475-1422 (315 amino acids)
Biological process (GO): chloride transmembrane transport; signal transduction; nervous system process
Cellular component (GO): synapse; postsynaptic membrane; neuron projection
Molecular function (GO): neurotransmitter receptor activity; extracellularly glycine-gated chloride channel activity; transmembrane signaling receptor activity
Source: RefSeq, a predicted model, not a curated record